Messenger RNA from Eremothecium cymbalariae DBVPG#7215, 1662 nucleotides. It is a transcript of the gene BOR1, whose product is annotated as Bor1p. The coding region runs from base 1 to 1662 and encodes 553 amino acids. Gene Ontology annotation, molecular function: borate efflux transmembrane transporter activity; solute:inorganic anion antiporter activity. Gene Ontology annotation, cellular component: plasma membrane; fungal-type vacuole. The transcript has a single exon. NCBI's taxonomy places the organism in Eukaryota, Fungi, Ascomycota, Saccharomycetes, Saccharomycetales, Saccharomycetaceae. Gene Ontology annotation, biological process: borate transport; monoatomic anion transport; transmembrane transport. The record is from RefSeq and is a predicted model, not a curated record.
AUGUUAGAGCAACCUAAGCAAUUGGUGGAUCAGGAUGACCCUACAGAACAGUUUACUGAUCCUAAAAGCUUUGAGGAUGAAGAACAGAUGUUUACUAACAACGUUGACAAAACGGGCAAAAACAAACGGUUUCCUCCAUUAUUUUCAGGAAUAAUGCAGGAUAUUAAGGAUCGUUUGCCGUACUAUCGUUCGGAUUGGACUGAUUCCUGGGACUAUAGGGUCAUUCCAGUUCUUGUGGAGACAUAUUUGAACAACUUGCUUCCUGCCAUUGCGUUUGCACAAGACAUGUUCGAUCACACCGACAAUGCUUUUGGUGUUAAUGAAGUGCUAUUAUCUAGCGCCAUAGGAGGAAUCGUCUUUGGAAUUUUUUGCGGCCAGCCUCUGUGUAUCUUAGGCGUGACAGCACCUGUGAGUAUCUUUAACUAUACCGUUUAUGAGAUCAUUAAACCAUGGGGUAUAGACUACUUUGGGUUCAUGUUUUGGAUUUGCAUUUGGGCAAUGAUAUGCCAUUUGUUGUUAGCUAUUACAAAUAUGGUCUGCCUACUUCAAUACGUGUCCUCGUUCCCUUGCGAUGUGUUUGGACUCUUCAAUAAUAUUGUUUAUAUUCAUAAAGGCAUAGAGAUACUGACCAGGCAGUUUAAUGACAAUGGUAAAACUGAUCUAGCAAGUGGCUAUGCAAGUAUAGUGGUUGCGCUGAUAAUGACAUUAUUUGGUAGUGUCUGCAAGCUAUCUGUAAAGACUUCACUUUUUCCAUACUCGUUAAGAACGUUCAUUAGCGAUUACAGCACAGUUGCAGCUGUUUUAUUUGGAUCCUUAUUCAUUCAUUUUGGUGGGUAUGUGAACGAUAUUCACUUCCAAAAGCUUCAUAUUACACAUAAUUUUACACCUACUUCUAAAUUAAGAGGCGGUGCAGGAUGGUUGGCAUACCAUAGCAUACCUACUCGUUACAUUUUCUUGGCGUUGCCCUUCGGAAUCAUUCUGACGAUCCUCUUCUACUUUGAUCACAAUGUAUCAUCCCUAAUGGCACAGCGGAAUAAAUACAAACUGAAAAAGCCAUCGACCUUCCAUUACGACUUUGCCCUUCUAAGUCUUACCACAGGUCUUAGUGGACUUCUAGGCGUACCGGCUCCAAAUGGAUUGAUACCGCAAGCUCCUCUACACACCGAAGCACUGUUGGUUCGCGACAAUAACGGUAAAAUCGUAAGAUGCGUUGAACAACGUUUCACAAAUACCGGCCAGGGUUUACUUAUGAUUGCCACAAUGACAAAACCACUACUUACCUGCUUAGGCCAAAUCCCGCAAGCUGCUCUUAGCGGUCUAUUUUUUGUAAUGGCCAUCCAGGGACUAGUGGAGAAUGCAAUUAUACGAAAGCUUCUAUGGCUUCUUACCGAACGUUCCAAAAGAGGCCUCUCAAAUCCCCUAAGUAAUAUACCCCCCAAAACUAUCCUAAUAUUCACCACUUUGGGGAUCGUCGGGGCUCUAAUAGAAUAUGGCCUCACCCUGUCGAAAGCCGCUAUUGCAUUCCCAAUAGCCCUGGUAUUAACUGUCGUCUUGAGUCUCUCCUUCCCUAAAUGGUUCUCGAAGGCCACGGUACCCAUUCUAGAUGAACCUGUCGCUGAACCGUUCACCAGAAAGAACCUGCUGUUUGAGAAUCUCCAUUGA